AAGAACUUCUGCGUUAUCACGCCUUACGAUGCGCAAAAGGCAGAGAUUGCACGCGAUCUGGAGUCCGUCAGACUUCCCUCCGACCGAGUCUUCAACGUGGACAGCUUUCAAGGAAACGAGGCAGACUACGUCCUCGUCUCCAUGGUGCGCACAGAAAAGCCUGGCUUCCUCAAGUCCCUUCCUCGCUUGAAUGUGCUCCUUACUCGAUGUCGCCGGGGCAUGGUCAUCGUUACCAGCCCAACAUUCCUCAGCGGCCCAGGUAGAGAGCUCCUCCUCGCAGACCUCGAACGUACGCUACCGCUGUGCUGGGUCUCAUGGAGAGAUGUAGCGGCUGGCUCGGCUGCGCUGCCUGGGUUUUCCCCGGCGCGAGGCCGCGCUGCUCGGGCCGCGAGCGCGAACGUGUACUCGGAGAACUUCAGCUAUUCGAGCGAGGGGACUACAAUCACGACUUCUCUUGGAAGCAAAGCGUUUCCGGAGCUGCGCCGGACGACUGUAGAGGUGGCGAGGCCAGCAGGGACGACGAAGAAGCAACAACCUGCGAUCAAAACAUGGCCGAGUUUUGCUCAAGCUGCGCGGCCUACGUUCCAACGCGAGCCUGCCCAAUCCUCACCGCUAACCUAUCAGCGCAAGGAAGUACAGGUAUGGCUUACAUGCCUUGUUGACAGUGACACGGGCUGA
Schizophyllum commune H4-8 is the source of this 678-nucleotide messenger RNA. RefSeq lists its product as uncharacterized. Lineage: Eukaryota; Fungi; Basidiomycota; Agaricomycetes; Agaricales; Schizophyllaceae. The annotation marks the transcript as partial. The transcript has 2 exons. The record is from RefSeq and is a predicted model, not a curated record.